Messenger RNA from Hylaeus volcanicus, 5714 nucleotides. RefSeq lists its product as uncharacterized. Bases 23 to 5479 code for a protein of 1818 amino acids. NCBI's taxonomy places the organism in Eukaryota, Metazoa, Arthropoda, Insecta, Hymenoptera, Colletidae. The transcript has 28 exons. The record is from RefSeq and is a predicted model, not a curated record.
CAUAAAUUAAUUAACGUUGUGAAUGACAGUUGGGAAGAGUCGGGAUGAUUGUCACCUAAGGAUUGAGUUAUUAAACAAUGCGCAAAUUGAAAAAAUAGAAAAUUUCGCAACACGUGUUACCACAGUAGAAAACCAAAUAGUAUCUGUUUUAGAUGCUCAUCUAAGCGAUUUGCGGCGUUUAAUCGAUGAAAAUAAAGCAUUACGUCUUAAUUUAGGAAACCUCAAUUCACGUAUUUCAUUGAUUGACGAAGAAAAUUUUCUAUCUAAAGCUGCCUUAUUGGAUAUAACUGAACGCUUAAACGAAAUCAAGUCUUCAUUGUAUUUUGAGAAAGAAAAUACAGAAAUUUUAAAAAUCAACUAUGAAUAUUUGCCGAUAGAAAACUUUAAGUUAAAAGAAGAAAAAUUUAAAUUAAUUAAGGAGCUAGAACGUCUUCGUUUAAUAUUAAAAGAACAGUAUUUAAAAAAAAAAAGUGUUAGUGGUUCUGUCGAUAAUGAAAAAAUAGCUGAAGAAACGGAACAAAUAUUUCAAUCAAUCACAUCAUUGCAACAAGAUGUAUACCGUAAAAGUAGCAAACUAACGGAACUCACACAAAAAAGCUAUGAUCAAGAUAAAAUUAUUACCAAACUUCAAGAUACGGUUGUAUAUGACCAAUUGAAAAUUAAUGUUUCAAUGAAGCAGUUGACACCAAAUCCUCCUAUAGUUUUGGCUAUAACAGAGUCGCCGAAUAUGGGAAAGACACCAAAUGAGGUUGAACCUUGUACAAAAGAAAACUUUACGGAAAUAGACAAUGGUGGAAAAAAAGGGACGGUGUCUUCUCAAAUCAAACGUAAAGACACUUUCCACGUUUCGUUAUCAGAGCAGUUGGAUAAAACAGGACUAUCUUUUUCUAAAGAGAAGCAACCUCCAAGUUUUUCUUCGUCGACGACAUCGAUUCCAACAUUUGUGGUUCCUCCUUAUUGCUUAAUGCCUGUUGUGCAUGCUUAUAUUGAAGACGGAAAAGAUUUGAUAAAUAAAACGAUGGAUUUGCCUGGUUUUUCUAAUUGUUACGCAAAAUUAGAAAGAGGUCGAAUAUUACUGUUUCAAACGACUCAGACAGAUUCCGCUUUACUUACGUUUUCCGCUGACCGUUGGCGUAUAACUGUCAUCUUUAAAAAUAACCUGUUAAUUCUUCAUGAUAUAACCAAAAAAAAUCCGAGCAACUGUCAUUUACUUUUUGUUAACCCUUUACAAAACCUUAAAACUUGGUGUUCCGGUGUGAAGAAAAGUGGAUUUCCCGUUGUUUGGGACAAUAAUGGAUCUCAUGAAAUUUUGCAUUGUCAUGAAAUCCAAGAAUUCGUUAAGCAGCAUUGCAAUCAAAACCAAAAUAGUUUUGAUAACGGCGAUGAUACUUUAACGAAUUCCAAUUCAUCGCAAGCUUUUGUAUCUGAGGAAAAAUGGCAAAAAAAAAAUUGUUGGAAAAAAACUCAUAACCUAUUUUCAAAUAAAGCUUUUUCACAAAGCAACAUGUCUUCUUUAAACUCUCAAAAAGGCGACCAACAGCGCCACCCUUUUACAGGUCAUCGGCGUAUAGACCCGCCCGAUGUAUUCCAUGCUCAAGGAGUUAUUAAUGUAAAACAACUUUUCGCGAAUUCAAUCAGUAACAAUAAGGUACUUGAUUCGGUUAGUGGGAAUGCUACCGGCAAAAAUAUGAGUGUUUAUAACAAAAGCACCACCCUUUCCAGCGAUAUGAACACCGAGGAUCUUUCUAUAAACGAUACGAAUGAAAAUAAUUUGAAUACAGUGCUUUUGGGUUCUUCAUCAAAAAAAAAAACAGAUUUUUUUGACCAAUCCUCACCAGUUAACUCGCAAUUAUCGUUUCACAUGAAAAAUAUUAUAUCUGAGGAUUUUUCACAUUUUCAAGAAAUUCUACAAAGUGAGUCUGAUUUUAGUACAUCCACAGAACCUUUGUCUGAAGAAGCCGUGAAUAACAUAUUUGAUGAAAAAUUACAACAACCAUCAACACAUGAAAACGAAAAACGUGGAAUAAAUGUGAAAUCUUCUAUAAAUCCGUCAGACCCUUUUCCCAAAACGACAAAAAAAAUACCUUCUGCUAACGGCUUGACCGAUAUUUUUAUGACGCAACAGAAAAACAAAGUUUUUUUUCCUGAGAAUUCCAACCUUAAAAGUGACUCGAACACUUCUCCCUUAAAUACGUUCGGUUAUACGAAAAGUAGCACUUAUGUGAAAGCAUCACCAUUAACUUUUGGAAAGAAUUUAGAUAAAAAAGAUACUGGUAGUGAUUCUUAUAAAACUUACGCUUCAACUAACAAUGGUAAAAUAGAAUCCAACGACAUUACAAAAAUUAAAAAAGAUGUACUGAACAAUUUUUUUUCUAAAAGUAUGGAAUCAAAUGUCAAUGAGGUUGAGUACAGUGCAUCAGAUAAAAUGAGUUCAAAAGAAGACUCAACUCUAACGCAAUCCAGUGAGACAACUUCUUCCUACCUAUCUUAUUUAAAACCCUCUUUAAAAAAGGUUAACGAGGACAGUCGUGCACAAAAAAAUAACUUUUUCAAAAUGGUUCCUUCAAAUGACACGGUACAAGUCUCAGCUGAAGCAAGCGAUAUAAAUGGGGACCCGCCUUUCCUAGAUGACUUUUUUGAGGGUCACAACAACAACGAAAAACGCCAGGUGAAAAAAAAAAGUGACAAAGUCGCUUAUAACAAGAAAAAGUCUCGUUCCUCACGUCCACUCACUGAGACAAAAAUUUCAAACGCACUGUCGGGAAGCACUCCCUUGAAGACAAACAAAUACAGUGAUAAAAAAAACAAAACACAAGUUUCACGUCACGAUGAAAAGUCGAAUUCUCAAAAGAACAAAGUUUCCAAAUCUUCAACAGACAAAACUUAUGAUAACAGUGAGUCACCUGUACGAUCCUUUUCGCUACUUGAAUCAAAACACGCCACACCUUCCGAAACAUCUCGCGUAACACGUCUUGUGAAAAAACGCAAUGAAUCAGAAGGAGAAAAAUCUGUUUUGGAGAUGUCUGAAACAAUAUCAUCCAAGUCAUCCAAUGAUAACGUUAUUUAUUCAAAGAACGGAACAAAAAACAAAUUUAGAUUUAUAUUUAUUUUUAAUGACGGAUCCUUGAAUGGUUCAAAAAAAUUAAACACAUCUUCACAACUUGAAAGAAAAAAAGUACCUGAUAUACAAGAAUCUAUUGAAUUCUGGGAUGAACCUUCAAAAGAUUAUGAAACGUGUAUUGCUUCGUUAAACCUUUCACAUGGUAACACUCUAGAUGUAACGCGAAGCGACAGAAUAAUUAAAAAAAAAAGUGGAGCCCUUACUCAACAACAAGCCAUGUUUUCACGUGACUCGCUUCAAAUGAUUUCUAAUGAGUCUCAAUUGAAGUCGCCUUCAUAUGAAACGAAAAUUUCGAAAAAAGAUACUUUGACGCAAACGGAUGUCGGUAGUGAUCAACAAUACGUACUUGAGAAAUUUGAUAAAGAAACAAUGACAAGUAGAGAAAACUUUAAGAUUCAACGACUACAGCAGGCAAUAUUGUGUGAUUUCAAUUGUCCUACCGGUUUAAGUCCAACUAAAGCAUUGUUACCAAAAACGUUUAAUAAAAUACGUUUAUUAUUGGAUUCAAAAAAUUCGACUAUAACCCUUCAAAAACAUGUUCUUAGUGAUUUUGAUUUAUUUGAAACCGAUCAAUUAACAUGGAAUUAUGAUGACAAGGAAAACUCUUUUACACUAUUUUAUGAUACAUAUAAUGCAACUGAACCCAAUAAGUUCAAUUAUCUUCAAUUACGUCCUUAUACGCAAGACGAUUUCAACAGUGUGCUUGACCAUUUCAAAAAAAUGAAGUGGAAAAAUGUCACUUCCCAGACUUCUGAUAUAACACCCUUUCGUAAAGUACUUUCAAAGCCUCCAAGUCAUGAAAGCUUUCAAAAAGACUGGGAUAUGACAGCCAAUGCGUCCAUCAAACCGAUAGAAUUGAAUAUACCUGACAUAAGUCAAUUGACUCAUGUGGAUUGUAAAACGGAAGAAGACAUUGAUGAAACCAACGAUAACCCGCCGAUUGAAAAAUUAACAAAGAUAACAUUUGAACCUCGUGAUUGUGUCUUUUCAAUCAAUCCAAAAGAUAACGAAAUCACCCUAACACGCAAUGCUGGUGAUCGUGAUGAAGAAACAUUUACCUUUAAAACAGACAAUGAGGAUUCUUUUGAAGCCACUAAAAGUGAUCUUAUAAAAAAUUCAUUUGUUUUCAAUCAACAAGUCGAAAAGCCGAAUAAUCAACCUACACGACAAGUGUGCAUUGUCGAAAAAGGUCGUAUAAAAUUGUAUAAAAAAUAUAUUAACGAACAUCAAGAACCGACGUUUGAAUUUCACGCCAAUGAAUAUUGGGGUAUAACCAAUGCUGUUCGAAAGGAAAUAUUUUUAUGUCAUAUGAACUCUGACGGAACAGUUAAUAAAAAAUUAAUUGAUUGUUUUUCUAACAAAGUUUGGAAACGAUGGUAUACAGCGUUACUUUUUGGAGGCUUUAUCAAAGACAUAACACCAGAUGAUGAAGAGAAAUUAAAAUCUUUGAAUCUUCUUGUUAGAUAUGUCUUCCCUAUACGAUUUUUCAAUUUCCAAGAAUACAAAAAUAACCCGUCUGUGCGCGUAACUGAAAAUGGCAUUGAUGUUUAUGCUCUACCGGAUGAUGAAAAACCCACAAUGACUUUUUUAAAAAACCAUACGCAAAUUUUUUCUGAUUUAAAAAAUAGACGAUUUCGUUUAUUUCGAUAUCGUUAUACAGCAAAAGAAGAACAAUGCGAUUUAUUGUUGAAUCUUACUAGCGACUUUGACAUUAUUCUUGCCAAUUUGGAAAAGUAUAAUUUUUUGUCAACUAAUGUCUGUCCAAUGAUUAAAGAAAAAGUUAAAAGUACAACUCAACUAAUUCGCGCUCAAAAAUUUUCUCUUGAUGUAUAUCCUGUUCCCGAAACGGAAAAACCGCACUUUAGUUUAUCAGCUUUCGACUAUAUAGCAGAAAUCAAAUACGAAGAGUCUUGUAUCCGAAUCAUCAUUCGUCCACGAACGACUUCUGAGGAGUUACAAACUGCUGCUGCUUUUGAAAAAUUAGCAGGAGGAUUUAAAAAAAAAACUAUUAGCCAACGACUUUCUCUACCAGUAUUUUCUUUUUCUCUUACUAAUACUUCAAAUUUGGAUACAUGGCGCUUUGCUUUUUUUAUCACACAAUUAGAGAUGUUUCCUAAAGAUACUCCAGAAUUAUUCUUACCUUUCAUUCUCUAUAAAUUUUUCACAAAUGAUUUUCCCUCAACCACUUUAAAACCGAAAAAUCAAUGGUUCCCAUUCGUUCACAGUGUGUCAAAAAAAAAUAUCGCAGAUCAUAAAAAAAUUGAAAAGAAAUCUUUGUGGGAAAAAAAAAAAAAAGAAAGAAUUUUAAAGCAAGAGGCAAAAUCGUUUCCAGAUGAAGAUAUAUUAUUAACACAAUGACUUGCAAAACAUUAGAAAUAAUUGUUUUAUUCAUUUUACUGUAUUAUUUUAACCAAAAAGAUAACGACUUUUAUUUGAUAGAAUUCAAUAACAAUACAACGUAUAGUGUCGCAUUUUUUCAAGUUGAUUUUUUGAAAAAUACCAUUCUAUUGUUAUUAGUUCUGCAUAGAAAAAUUCAAUUAUUUUAUUAAAUACUCAAUUUUCCUUUAAAAAUAAACUCCUUUGUAAUGCUAAA